Peronospora matthiolae is the source of this 1851-nucleotide messenger RNA. Lineage: Eukaryota; Oomycota; Peronosporomycetes; Peronosporales; Peronosporaceae. The record is from the annotation of a GenBank genome assembly.
AUGGCCUCCUUUGCCUAUCGUCGUGCCUCCCAACGCCUCGCUAUCGGCCUCGGCGCGGGUCUCGUCGGCGCCACCGGUCUCUCCGGCGCUGCCAUCGUGUCAGCCAAAGAACAACCGCGUCUCGUAGCGCCCAUUACGUGCGAGGACGGCACGACCGUCGUCCCAUACGAGACGCCGUCCCGGGCCGAGCAGCUCAAGCGCUUGCAGACGGAGCAGUUUGACGUCCUGAUCAUUGGCGGUGGUGCCACUGGCUCUGGCUGUGCGCUCGACGCUGCUACGCGCGGUUUAAACACGGCGGUCGUCGAGGCCAGUGACUUUGCAGCCGGGACAUCUGGACGCUCGACAAAGCUCAUCCAUGGCGGUAUCCGGUAUUUAGAAACGGCGUUUCUAAAACUGGAUUACGCAGCGUUUAAGCUCGUGAACGAAGCGCUGGAAGAACGUGCUUUUUUUCUAUCGGCGGCCCCGUACAUGAACCGACCGUUACCGAUCAUGAUUCCCAUUUACAAAUGGUGGGAAGUCCCUUACAUGUGGAUCGGGGCCAAAGCUUAUGACGUUGUCGCGGGGAGCCAACGAUUCGUACCUAGUAGUUACUACAUCAAUGCCGACGAGGCCAUGUUCCAGUUCCCCAUGCUCCGUAAAGACGGACUCAAGGGCGCGAUCGUCUAUUAUGACGGACAGAUGAACGAUACGCGGAUGAACGUGUCGAUUGCGCUCACGGCGACUCAAAAUGGCGCGACCGUGGCGAAUUACGUGAAAGUGGUGCAGCUGCUUAAGGACGAGGAGGGGAAAGUGCGUGGGGCGCGUGUCCAGAACGCUUUGACGGGCGACGAGUGGGACGUCAAGGCCCAUGCGGUUGUGAAUGCGACCGGGCCCUUCACGGACUCGAUCCGUCUGAUGGACGACCCCAAGAAGGACAAGAUUUGUGUCCCUGCUGCUGGUGUGCACACGGUUCUUCCGGAUCACUUUAGCCCCAACCGAAUGGGACUCAUCGUGCCCAAGACGAGCGAUGGCCGUGUGCUGUUUUUCCUGCCGUGGGAGAACGGAACGCUUGCCGGCACGACGGACUCGCAGUCGGACAUUACGAUGCUGCCAUCGCCCACGAAGUCCGAGGUGGACUUUAUCAUUGACGAGGCCAAUCGCUACCUUGCCAAGGAUGUCACGCGCAACGACAUCAAGUCGGCGUGGUCGGGUAUCCGCCCGCUUGUGAAAGACCCGCGUCACACGAAUGGCUCGACAGCCGCGAUCUCGCGCGAGCACGUUGUGGAAGUCUCGGAGUCCAACAUGGUGACGAUUGCUGGCGGGAAGUGGACGACGUACCGUCGCAUGGCUCAGGACGCGAUUGACCAGUUGGUGGCGACUGUCCCGGAGAUAAGGAAGAAGGCUUUGCCUUGCAAGACGAAGGACGUUGGUAUGAUUGGUGCCGACCGCAUUGGUGAAGUGUGCAACAAGAAGUUUGACAAGAUUACAGUCACGCUGCGUGAGAACUACAACCUUGACAAGGACGUUGCAGAGCACCUUAUGCGCAACUACGGCACUCGUGCACUGCAGGUGGCUGCAAUUGAGCAGGCCGGUUUCCUGGACCGCAAGCCGAGCGACCACCCGCGUCGAUUGCACCCGAAGUACCCGUACCUGGAGGCAGAGGUUGUGUUUGCUGUUCGACAGGAGUAUGCGCAGAAAGCGACCGACAUUCUAGGUCGUCGCAUGCGGCUAGCUUUCAUCGACAGCGGUGUGGGCAAGGAGUUGAUGCCGCGCGUGGUGUACAUGAUGAGUCAGCUGCUCGGGUGGUCCAAGGCUCGUCAAGAGCAGGAGUUGGCCGAGUGCAAGGAAUACCUGGAAACUAUGCACAGCUAA